AUGGUGGAACGAGACCACCAUGACGGAUCCAGCGUUGCGGUGCCAACGCAAGCUUCGCACGACGAUUCGCACUCGGCCGCCAGAGUCUCAGACCAUGAUGCAAGAGAAGCCCCACCACCGAGCCCCUCUAUGAGACCUACAGAGGACAACGCAAGAGACGAUGCAGUCCGGGCGAACUAUGCCGCCCAUGCGAACCAGCAGCGGUAUCAUCCAGCGAACAAUCCGCAGAAUCGGGGUUAUGAUCAAGCAGGAUUUCCCCUGACGAGCCAGCCCUCAGGCCUGGCACAAUCUUCACCCAAUUCUCCCAGACUCCAGCCUACACAUCCGUCAAUGAGAUCACUGGCAGACUCAGCUGCUACCUCUCCCAGCAGGAUACGAGUGCGCGAUUUAAACCACAUACAGAGUUUUGCCAGCGAAGAAUACCUUGCACGGCCUCGGCUACAUCAGAGGACAGGGAGCAAUAUAUCGGACUCCGGACGACAGUACGAGAUAAGCUCUAUGCCGGUCACCGACAUCAUCGAAAUGGUGGCAGGCCUUCUGACGAAGAUAACGCACACCAAUGACCGCAACCACGACCACAUCAACCGACCCAUACCUCUUCCAGAAGAUCAGGCCAACAUGAGCCCACAAAUGACCAGUGUUCUGGCCUUCCAUGGCAAAAAUGUACCAAGCAUAACGAUUUUGAGCUACCUGAGCCGGAUACAUAAGUACUGUCCGACAACGUACGAGGUCUUCCUCAGUCUGUUGGUGUAUUUCGACCGGAUGACCGAGGUUGUCAAUAAGAACCUGCUCAUGCAGUCGCAAUCACAGCGACGGGACCCUAACGCUUCGGAAGCAUCUCUACCGAGCAUGACGACCGGCGAGUCCACGCUGUCACUCGAAGGCCAUGAUCCAGCUCCGACGCCACCACAGUCCGGAUCGCCUAACCCGCACGAACCUUCCACGCCCACAGAGGCACCUCCAUCCCCACCGAUGGAGGCCACCUUGGCAGAAGCCGGCAAUUUCUUCGUUGUAGACAGCUUCAAUAUUCACAGGCUGGUCAUUGCCGGAGUCACUUGCGCCAGCAAGUUCUUCAGCGACGUUUUCUACACCAACUCAAGAUAUGCUAAGGCAAGUGCAACACGAAGCAGAGUAAUUCCUACUGACAUAUCGCAGGUCGGGGGUCUGCCCCUAGUCGAGCUCAACCAUCUCGAACUGCAAUUUUUGAUACUCAACAAUUUUCGUCUGAGCGUGCCCGUGGAGGAAUUGGAAGCAUACGGCACAAUGUUAGUCGAGUUUUACGCCCGCGAACAUGUGGCACAGCAACAAGCCGCGGAUCGAGCGCACUCGGCCCACAAUCUGUCUGGCACGGACUCGGGGGUGUAUAUGCGAGACAAUCGAUCGACGAUUCGGGCGACCCCAGCAUAG
Molecule: messenger RNA, 1407 nt
Organism: Cyphellophora attinorum
Lineage: Eukaryota; Fungi; Ascomycota; Eurotiomycetes; Chaetothyriales; Cyphellophoraceae
Product: PHO85 cyclin-6
Exons: 1
Coding region: 1-1407 (468 amino acids)
Biological process (GO): regulation of cyclin-dependent protein serine/threonine kinase activity
Cellular component (GO): nucleus; cyclin-dependent protein kinase holoenzyme complex
Molecular function (GO): protein kinase binding; cyclin-dependent protein serine/threonine kinase regulator activity
Source: RefSeq, a predicted model, not a curated record